AUGUCAUCUGGCGGCGUUGCCACGCAUAUGGCUCAUGGGCCCCUUUCGAGGACGAACACCGCGCCUCUCUUUCAGACCAGAAGCGCCGGCUUGAGCCAGACAAUGAGCCAUAGUUCGCGAUCCUCACAGCUGUCCGGCUCAACAGCGUUCACCUCUUCGUCGUCAACUUCCUUGUCGUCGAUGACCAGCUCUGCAACCCUUGUGCCGCAGAUCCCAAUGUCCGCAAAUGGUAGCCCAAAUGGCAGUGGCCCCGUUGUCGCGACAAAUAAUAUCAUCAACCAGAGAGCGGAUGCGUCGAGGUCACUGUACCAAAUCUGCGUCAAUCUACGGCAACGACUCGCCCAAGUUCCCAACUUUGACACCCAUCUCAAUGACUCCGAUGACGAAGAUGAGGGGGAGGAUAUGGACCCAGUCUCUUCUCUGUGGAGAUGUCUACGGAAAGGAACACCUCUGAUGACGAUAUACAACUCUCUUCAACCUCCCGAACCCCUGCAAAUUGACGAUAAGAUCCAAGAACCAAAGCGGCCAAAGAUAGCAGCAUUCAAGUUUGUGGAAGCAUGCUUGAAGGGGGACUUGAAGUUACCUCCUGGGGAGUGCUUCUCUCUACAAGAUCUCUUUGGUGACGAUACGACCGGUUUCGUCAAGGUCACUCAAGUCAUAAAUAUUGUCCUCGACGUAGCAAAGCAACGCGGGCUCCUCCUAACCUCGGAGAAAGAAGACGAAGCUCCAUCAGCAGCCGCACCUGGAGUGAAAAUGACUUAUAGGGACCAUGUUGUGAAGGAGCUUGUGGACACCGAGCGCAAAUAUGUACAGGACUUGGAAAACUUGCACGAGUUGAAGAAAAAGAUAGAACAGAAAGGCGUCAUCCCCGGGGAUGUUGUGCACGAUAUCUUUCUCAACCUGAACGCCAUCUUGGACUUCCAAAGGAGGUUCCUCAUCAAGAUUGAAACCACAAAUUCCUUGCCAGAUGACAAGCAGGAAUGGGGCUUACCCUUCACCAAUUAUGAGGAGGCUUUUGGUAUCUACCAACCCUUCAUUGCGAAUCAACGGAAAGCAGCAGCGAUUGCAAAACGAGAAUUCGACAAGAUCGCCCUGGCAGAACAUGCGGUCGUGGUUGACUUCAACACAUUAGAUGGAUUCCUUCUCAAGCCGAUGCAGCGUUUGGUCAAAUAUCCGCUACUGCUAAAGGACAUGCGCGACAAGACACAGGCCGACGAGGAAACAAAAGCAGACUUGACUGCUGGCAUCGAGGCCUCUAAUCGCGUUCUCAGCCAAGCUAACGCCGCAGUUGACCGAGAGCUCAGAGCCGAAGCCCUUGAAGAUUUGUGUGCACGUGUCGAUGAUUGGAAAAACCAUCGGGUAGACCAUUUUGGAGAAUUGCUUCUCCACGGUCAGUUUCCUGUGGUUACAGGCAAAAGCGAUGUCCAGAAAGAAGUACGACCCCCCAGCGUCAGAUAUCCUUCAUCAGUUGCAGAUUUCAAGUCAGCCGUCGACCACAAGCGCAAGGCGCUUUUGUCAUCUUUUCGACGUUCCACCCCUACCCACACUCAAAGUCUGCCAGAAGACAUCGCCUCCUCAUGGGAUCAAGCUUCAGCGACAGAGUCAGAAGCAACAUUCGCUGAAUCACGCCGAUGGAGUACCAUCGGCGAUACAGAUCGCUUCUUAAGCAACAUGCUCUUUCAUCAUUUUGAGGGCUCUCACCCCGUCACAGGAGAUCCAAUUCUUGCAGAAAAGUACGCUAACAGUUUGGGCAUCAAUUGCCCGCAGUACGAACAGUACACUAUAUAUCUCUUUGAACGCAUCUUGCUUUGCUGCAAGGAACUCAACCCGAACAAAUCGAAAGAUAAGCUCAUGGGCGCCCAGAAAGACAAAAAAGACAAGAAAGAUAAGAACAGAAACAAGGAACCCAACAAGAACGCCAAGCUUCAGCUCAAGGGAAGAAUCUUUAUGACCAAUGUCACGGAAGUUCUCUCAUUGGCAAAGCAAGGUUCAUACACUGUUCAGAUAUUCUGGAAGGGAGACCCAGGUGUUGAGAACUUUAUCAUCAGGUUUUCAAACGAAGAGACGAUGAAGAAAUGGUAUGAAGGUGUCGACGGUCAACGGAAACAACAUGCCAGUUCAAUCCAAACCGGGAGCAGUCCAGACGCAGGACCUGCUGACUUUGCUUGGAUGAGAGACCAAACCGGACUAGCGAAUCCAUAUGCUCAGCAAGACGACGAUGACGAUGAUGAUGAAUAUAGUACACCAGCAUCGGCUCCUAUACCGAAUUCGACGUACCCUGGACCUGCUGGAAUCCCCCGAAAUGCUUCCAGCACGAGUCUCCGGUCGAGAUCUACAACAGGUGACAGCGGGCAAUCAAUGGCAAGCAUCGUUCGUGGGCCUGUGCCUCCAAGGCAAUUUCCUAUGAAUAUCUCAGCUCCGCCCUUGAGUCUACAGACUCAAAUAGCGUCACAGAUGCCAUCCCCUGGUCAGCGUAACGGGGAUUCAUACUUCUCUCCAGUUGCCGAAUCGCCUGCAUCUUCAAGAACAAGUACAGCGUCUUCGAUGUUCCCUUUCCCUCGCCAAGGAACGCCACAAGGAGGUUGGGGAGAGGAUCACAACCGUUAUACUGCACCUGCAAUGCCUCGCGCACCAUCACGCGGCAGUCAGAACCCUGCCGAUGCAUAUAUGAAUGGAAGAGGACCACAAAGACCUUCUCUUCCAGCCAUGGCAUCACAAAACCAGGCGAGUGUAGCACAGCAGCGAAGUCGAUCUUAUAGCACUCCUGACAUUAAUGCUCAGAAUGGAGGACGACGUCUUCCAAAUGGUGCCGCAAGCGGUCAACAGGUGCCAGCAGUACCAGGCAUUCCGUCUCACCUGCAAGGACACCCCGCUUAUGAUGCAGGCAUUCCGCGAUCACAAAACAGCUCUCCGAAUGGCUUGCCGAUGCGGUCUAAUACUCAAUCUCCUGGAACUCAACGGGAUCGCAUGACACAGCAGUCAGCCUACCCUGCAGUGCCUCAAUACAACAGGAGCAACACAACUCAGAUUCCAAUGACGAAUGCUGAUAGUCGAACCAUGUCCCCACCACUGGGCAGCGCAAAUUCUACAAGCGGCGAACCUGAGUUGCCAAAUCAGCUCAAGGUUAAGGUCAACUGCAAUGGGAAUUAUGUUACUCUUGUGGCAGGCUACAAUAUCAAGUAUCAGGUUCUUGUUGACCGUAUUGAUGCCAAGGUUGGCCGUUUUUCAAACAAUGCCAUCAGCCAAGGCACGAUGCGCUUAAGAUAUCGAGAUGAAGAUGGAGAUCUGGUGACCAUUGAAUCGGACGAUGAUGUUCGGAUUGCAUUCCAAGAGUGGCGCGAAGCACAGAAAUACCAAUAUCAAGCUGGGCAGCUGGGGGAGAUUGAGCUUUUCUGCUUGACUAUGGAUAACUAG
Messenger RNA from Mollisia scopiformis, 3414 nucleotides. RefSeq lists its product as uncharacterized. NCBI's taxonomy places the organism in Eukaryota, Fungi, Ascomycota, Leotiomycetes, Helotiales, Mollisiaceae. The record is from RefSeq and is a predicted model, not a curated record. The transcript has 4 exons. Gene Ontology annotation, cellular component: mating projection tip; cytoplasm; division septum. Gene Ontology annotation, molecular function: protein binding; guanyl-nucleotide exchange factor activity. Gene Ontology annotation, biological process: septin ring organization; establishment of cell polarity; intracellular signal transduction. Bases 1 to 3414 code for a protein of 1137 amino acids.